AAAAAGGAAACGAGAUUCUGCUGCUUCUGUGAAAGUACAAAUCUGCUCGUGUGCAGUUUGCUGUUGAUGUGUAAGUCAGAAGGAAAUCGCAGUCGUUGUUAAAAUAUUUGAUCUGCUGAAAGUAAGUGUCUGCAACUGCAAAGGAAAGUGUUCAUCUCAUGUCCAAAGACCAAACAAAGACCAUUUAUGAGGAGUAUCAAUCUAAGUCAUGCAGGCUGCGACGGAGCCGAUGAUGAAACUAUGGAGCAAAAGAGUGUUUCUGACAAAACAGACGAGGUCACCCGAGAGUCUGUUUCCUCUUUUGAAGCACUGGUUCAUCAUUUCCAUCCCAGCUACAUCGCUCAGGGUGGCAGCAAUGUGGUCGCUCCAAACAUCAUUGGUUGUAACGUCGGCAACCUAAACAUCAGCAUCUCAACAGGUCAAGAGUCGAACUGUGACACUGCAGACACGCUGCAACCCCAACGUGACAGGGUUGCAGAAUGUCAACAGGAACUGAAAGCUGCUCUGAGGAGGGAUUACAGUCACUUUUUUGAGGGGAUGGUGGCAAAAACAGACAAGGUAUCCCUCAAUAAGAUCUAUACUGAGCUGUACGUCACUGAGGGAGGGAGCGGUGAAGUCAACCAGGAGCAUGAAGUGAGACAGAUUGAGACAGCAUCCAGGAUACAUGUGGCCCAGGAGAAAUCAAUCCACUGCAAUCACCUCUUUGUUCCUCAACCAGGACGAGAGAACCGCGUAAGAACUGUGAUCACACGGGGAGUCGCUGGCAUCGGGAAAACUGUAUCCGUCAAGAAAUUCACUCUAGACUGGGCUGAGGGGAAAGAAAACACCAACCUGGACUUUGUGUUUCCGCUCUCUUUCCGAGAUCUCAAUCUGAUGAAAGAGAAAACUCUCAGUCUGGUGGAUCUUCUCAGUGAAAUCUUUCCUCAAACGAAAAACACAGGAAUCUUCGUUAAUGGUAAAAACAAAAUGCUCUUCAUUCUGGAUGGUCUGGAUGAGAGCCGUCUGUCUCUGGACUUCCACGAAAAUGAAUUAAUGUCAGAUGUGACACAGGAAACCAAGGUUGAUGUGCUCCUGACCAACCUCAUCAGGGGAAAGCUGCUUCCUUGGGCUCUUGUUUGGAUCACUUCUCGCCCGGUGGCUUCAAGUCAGAUCCCUCUGGAGCACAUUGAUCUGGUGACAGAGGUGCGAGGGUUCAACAACCCCCAGAAAGACGAGUACUUCAGGAAGAAAAUCAGUGACAAGAGCUUAGCAGACAGGGUAAUUAAACAUGUGAAAUCCUGCAGGAGUCUUCACAUCAUGUGCCACAUUCCAGUCUUCUGUUGGAUGGCGGCGAGUGUUCUUGAGAAGAAGCUGGAAACGAAUGACGGUAAAGACAUGCCAAGGAAUCUCACUCAGAUGUACAUCCACUUCUUGUCCUUGUAUGCGGACGACAUGGAGAAGAGGCCUCUGGGAAGAAGAGGGUCAAAAAUCGACUACUUGAGAAAUAACAUCAUGUCACUGGGGGAACUGGCCUUCAAAGAGCUCGAGAAGGGCCACUUGAUCUUCUAUGAGAGCGACCUCAACCAGAAUGGUAUAGACGUCAUGGAGGCGUCCAUGUUCUCAGGAGUCUACACAGAGAUCUUCAGUGAGGAGCUGACACUCGGCAAGGAGAAGAUGUUCUGCUUCGUGCAUCUGAGCAUCCAGGAAUUCUUUGCUGCGUUGUAUGUCUACCUCAGAUUUCACAACGACAACUUCAACGUCUUGAUCAAGAAGUCAUCCUCUUCGAGACGUUUCCCAUUCAGGCCUGCAUCAGAGCUCAUCCUCUACAAGGAAGCUGUGGAGAAGGCUUUGCGGUGCAAAAAUGGACAUUUUGACAUCUUCCUGCGCUUCCUUUUGGGCCUGUCUCUGGAGUCCAAUCAGACUCUGUUGAAACGUCUGAUGACCAGCAACAAACCAAACCAAAAGACAAGAACAGAGAUCAUUAAACACUUAAAGGACAAGAUCAGGGCAAAUCCAUCUCCAGACAGGUGCCUCAAUCUCUUUCACUGUCUGAAUGAGCUGAACGACCGCUCUCUUGUGGACGAGAUUCAGAACUACCUGAGACCGGAUCAUCUGAACAGAGCCAAACUUUCAGCUGCCCAGUGGGCCACACUGGUCUUUGUUCUGCUGACAUCAGAGGAGGAGCUUAGUGUGUUUGAGCUCAGCAGCUACACCCGCUCAGAGGAAGGACUCCUGAGGCUGCUGCCUGUCAUGAAAACUGCCCAAGCAGCAAAUGUCAAUGCUUGUAACCUCACUGUGACCUGCUGUGCAAACCUGGCGAAUGGCAUCAGCUUAUCCCAGCUGAGAGAGCUGGACCUGGGCAACAACAACCUGACAGAUGAGGGAAUAAAGAGGCUCUCUGGUGGACUGAGGAGCAGCAAACUGGAGACACUCAGACUGAGGAGCUGCAGCCUAACCGAGCCCAGCUCCGGCGUCCUGGCCAAAGUUAUCAGCUCAGCCUCCUGCUGCCUGAAAGUGUUGGACCUCUCUGACAACGACUUGCUGGACGUGGGAGUCGGAAAGCUCUGUGGCGGUCUGGGGAGUCCUCACUGUAAACUGGAAAUACUCAUUUUGUCUCUGUGCAGACUGACAGAAGAAAGCUGCAUUUUCCUGGCGGCUGCUUUGAACUCAUCCGGUCUGAGAGAGCUCGACCUGAGCUACAACCACCCGGGACACUCGGGCCUGCAGCUGCUGUCAGCUCUGCGAGACGACCCACGGUGCAGCGUGGAGGAACUCAGAGUGGAAGAGUGUGGUGAGUCCAGGAUUCAACCAGGUCCGAAGAAAUACACCAAAAAACUCACCCUGGAUCCGAACACUGCACACAGAGACCUUUCUCUGUCCGAGGGAAACAGGAAGGCGACGCGCUGGACCGAGCAGCCAUACCCUGACCACCCAGAGAGGUUUGAAUUCUGGAGACAGGUGUUGUGCACAGAGGGACUGACUGGGCGCUGCUACUGGGAGACAGAGUGGAGUGGGAGAGCUUUCAUAGGAGUCGCCUACAGAAGGAUGUCCAGGAAGGGAGAGGGUCACGACAGCUGGCUGGGCAAAAACGAAUCUUCCUGGGGACUGAACUGCAACAGCAGUGGCUACAGGACCUGGCACCGAGGCAUGGAGACGGCUGUAGCCAUCCAGCUCGUCUCCAACAGGGUGGGAGUCUUUCUGGACUGGCCAGCAGGGAAACUGUCCUUCUUCCAGGUCUCCGGUGGGGAACUGACGCUCCUCCACUCAUUCCACGCCACCUUCACCGAGCCCGUCUACCCAGGGUUCAGGCUGGGCUGGGUGGACUCCACAGUGUACUUGUGUUAGGUGAAACCUGGACACACCGAACAGCUUCAUAUUCUCCCUGUCCAACACAACACAGAGGACAUGUAACAUAUUGUAGUGUUUCUUUUUUCUUCUGCUCCUGAGCCAGAAAACUAAAUAACUUGUGUAUUUUGGGCAGAUUCCCUUAGACCUCUGCCCCCAAACUGGACCCCAAACCUCACAUCAGCAGUGUGGCUUCAGGGAAGCAAAUGUCCUUUGGUCAGUCAGUCGUUCGGUCCAGACGGAAAUAUCUCAACAAAUAUUUGAUAAAUUGCGCUGAAAUGUUGUUCAUGCAUUCAUGGUUCUCAGAGGAUGAAUGACUAAUGACUCUAAUAAUCAACUAACUUUCGACAGAAGUUGAACUUUGAAAGGUCACAUUUUUAUUUUGUCCAUUACUUGGUGGUGGUUUAUGAAAUCAUACCUGCAAAAAUAAUACCAGUCCCAUUGGUGAGCUUCUUUUUUAAACAAAGUGUCUGACAUGUUUUUAUUGUAAAUACAUUUUUUUAUAUUCUAUUUUUGCAGUAUUUGUGUUUGUCUUUUGUCUUGCUGUAUCUAUAUAUGAAAACCUACUUGGGAAUAAAUCUUUUGCUAAUCAAUCACAACCUUUGUGUUUAAUUUAAGCGACUUGUUAGCAUGCUAACACAUCAAACGAAGAUGGUAACCAUCAGCAUGUUACCAUUUCAAAUUUCUAUUGGCUGCUAUCAUGGCUGGAAUCUGGUACAUUUGUUUUAAAAAAAAUUAUGAUCAUGAGUACGGAGUCAUGUAGGUGCAGUAAAAAUACAUCCUGUAAAAGAAUAAGAUGGAAUAAAUUAAAGAAUAAAUAUGCAAUGAUUGUAUCCAGGCUCUAACUUCUCCUAGCACCAAGGUAAGAAACACUUUAGGGAAAUCAUUUGAUGUAAAUAUUUAUUCUUUUAUUUACUCCUCAACAAUUUUUUUCAUUAUCAUACAUAUUCAUUCUUCUUUAUGUUGCUCGUGUAUUGGGCAUUUUACAGCAAAAUAAAAGUUAAUAAACUCGUCAGUGCUCUCUGAUGGAAGUACAAAUUGAGAGCACAAACCUCAAACCUCAGAUUAUGAAACUAAAUGUGUGUAUAUGGCUGGAUGCUAAGAGGAAGUGGAAGUCUUGGAAUUAAAAAAAAGAACAAAAAAAAAGAAAAAAGGAGAAACUGUGUAUAUGGUGGUAAAGACCUCACAUGUAUGACAACAUAUGGUAAAGUGUGUCACUGCCAUGCCAAAAUAACAGAUCAGCAUCACAGUAUAAUGUGAAAUAGUUAUUAUUUCUACAGGAUAUGUUCAUGCUAACCCUUUAACAUUAUUACAACAUACAAACUUAACAGCUUUAAACAAGAAACAUUUGAUACAAAAAUAUUCUUUAUAUCAUGUGAAACGUUUCAUGAACAUAAAAGGUUUCACAUGAUAGAUAGUGUUGUUAUAAACUAAGGCUUCUUUUUAUAGCACAAGUUUGUAAUGUUGUACUAAUAUGGAAAUAUCUUGUUAGAACAUGAAAAACAUUUUAUUAUGAUAACUUGAAUGGCUCUCAGUAGAGUGCAAACCUCUGCCAAUGCCCUGAUUCAAUCUAAUAUCAAAACAUAUUUAAAUUCAAUAAAUCAGGACUUUUAUCUGGAUCUGCAUCAAAUUGUACUCACUCAUAGACACCAGCCACCUUAUUAUACCAUUUUUUAAAAUCAAGAUCUACGCAUUAUUCUCUGAGAAACUGACCAAAAAGUCAUAGAAGAUAAAGAAAUAGCAAACAAUUCCUUUCACCGGAUCUGAAACAAAAGUUAAAGGGUUCUAUUCUGGACCGAGAACCUUCCACCAGCCAAGUUUUGUGGAAAUCUGUUGACUAGUUUUUGUGUAAUCGUGGUCACAAACCAACAAAUGGACACAAACUCCUCGGUGGGGGUCAUAAAGUUUUCACAGUAUAACCAGAUACCAAUCAGGUUCUGAAGCAACAUAAAUAUAAAGUAUUUUGAUAACAUUAAAAUUGCAGUUUGCAUUAAAGCCAAAGAAAAAAAUGAUCAAAAAAUCAAAAAAAAAAAAUCCAGAGAAGCACAAUGUGGAAUUUCACUUUCAACAAUCAUUUUAUUAGCAGUCCCAAGAGGCAAUGAAAAAAAAAAAAAAUCAAAGAAAAAAGAGAACAGAAAUUAAGAUUACAGUCAAGACGGUGGGCCAAUCAAAGUCAGUGAACGUAAAGACGGAACAGAGGGCUGCACACACACCAAACAAACACAAAGUCACAUCGUUAAAAAAAGGAACAGAAAGUGAUAAAUGAAGAAGACUGAAUUUAAUCCCAUGGGUAGUG
Molecule: messenger RNA, 5620 nt
Organism: Acanthopagrus latus (yellowfin seabream)
Lineage: Eukaryota; Metazoa; Chordata; Actinopteri; Spariformes; Sparidae
Product: NACHT, LRR and PYD domains-containing protein 3-like
Exons: 10
Coding region: 187-3324 (1045 amino acids)
Molecular function (GO): protein binding
Source: RefSeq, a predicted model, not a curated record